CGUGCCAAUAGAAUAAUACUUUUUGUCUUCGUCCGUCGCUUCGAUUGGCUGUCGCUGAUCACGAAUGUCGUCUACUUCGACGCAUGAGGCGAUAUCAGCUGAUUAUUGUGACUGGAGCAAACAAACAGUAACGAGCAAAGGAUAUUUCUGUUUUGUUAGAUCAAGACGGGACGGAAGAGCAAUUGUUCGCCGAGUAAUAGCUGAGUUCAUUUAAUUUCCAAGAUAUACGUAUUUCUUUUCUGCGAGAAUCCGUCUGUCGUUUUAAAAUCGUAGCCGCAACAAACAAUGCGCCUGGCAGCUCUCCUGAGCGUGAUAAUUGUUCUCUCGCUCACCAUGCAACUGGUGAGACCCUGGCACGCCAAAACCAAACAAAUAUCACCCGUUAUUUUAGUUCCAGGUGAUGGGGGCAGUCAGGUCGAGGCAAGGAUUAACAAGUCAUCAGUGGUGCAUUAUAUCUGCGCAAAAAUAUCCGACGAUUAUUUUAACUUAUGGCUGAACAUGGAACUGCUUGUACCUGUCGUGAUAGACUGCUUUAUAGAUAAUCUUAAAUUGAACUAUGAUAAUGUGACAAGGACCACUAGUAAUCAGCCUGGAGUAGAUAUAAGGAUACCGGGAUGGGGUAAUCCAUUUGUAGUUGAAUAUAUAGAUCCCAGCAGGGCCUCGCCAGGCUCGUAUUUCAAGGACAUUGGAAAUAUGCUGGUAAACGAUUUAGGAUACAUCAGGAAUUUAUCGAUACGUGGUGCACCUUACGAUUUCAGAAAAGGACCUAGUGAAAAUGAAGAAUUCUUUACUAAAUUGAAAACUUUAGUCGAGGAAACGUAUAUAAUGAAUAAUAAUACGCCAGUGACGCUACUGGUUCACAGCAUGGGUGGACCUAUGACUCUUAUAAUGUUACAACGUCAAAGUCAGAAAUGGAAGGAUAAAUACAUAAAUGCCUUUAUCACACUUAGUGCUGUAUGGGCAGGAUCUGUCAAGGCUAUUAAAGUAUUUGCCAUUGGAGAUGACUUAGGUGCAUAUUUUCUUCGUGAAAGUGUAUUAAGAGACGAACAGAUAACGAGCCCAAGUCUAGGAUGGCUGUUACCUUCAAAACUACUUUGGAAAGACACAGAGAUUUUGGUGCAAUCGAAUCAGAAAAAUUAUACGUUGAGCAAUUUACAACAAUAUUUUAUAGACAUAGACGUUCCUAACGCUUGGGAAUUCAGAAAAGAUAAUGAAAAAUAUCAAUUGGAUUUUACGACACCAGGUGUUGAAGUACAUUGUUUAUAUGGCAACAAAGUGGACACAGUAGAAAAGUUGUAUUAUAAACCAGGUACGAGUAUAAAUGGUUACCCUAAAUUAAUAGUUGGAGAUGGCGAUGGAACGGUGAAUAUAAGGAGUUUGGAAGCAUGCACACUUUGGCAUAAAUCACAAGUACAAAAAAUUUAUAAUCAAAGUUUUCCUGGAGUAGAUCAUACUGAGAUCUUAAGAAAUCCUGAUGUUUUGGCAUAUAUUAAGGCAGUUUUAAAAGUAUAAUAUGAUUUUUAUUAGUAGUUUUAAUGAGAUUCAAAAGAAUGACAAACAGAAUUUAGUGACGUCAUAUAUUCUUGUAACAUUUUUUGCUCUUGCUACCGACGAGAUAAUAGUAUUUUGUCGGUGCUAAUCUUGAUACGAAUUAAUAUUAAAACUUCAAUAUAAAAUGAUUUUAACAAGAUUAAAAGAUUUCACUAAUUUCAUGAAGUAAAUUUAUUUCUUGAUAAUUUAUUGAUUAAAAAAUACAACAGCGUAAUUGAAAAUAUAUUUUUAUUAACUACAUUGUUCAUUAAAAUAUAUCAUUACAUAACAUAGCAGCAAAUAUCAAUUGGGAAUAUUAUAAAGUGGUGCAGUUACAAAAAACAUUUUCUAAAUGUCAAUACUUCCACUCAUUUACUGGCAUAUAGCCAUGCUCUCAGCCUAUAAAUAUAAUACUUUUAUCUCCUCCUUAUGUGUACAUAUUUAUAUAUUCAGUAUAUAUUAUCAAUUUUUAUAUUGCAUGAUCUCACAUGAAACAAAGAGUGAUCAGUUUAACAUGACUAGCGAUAUACAGUAAUAAUAUGCUAUAUAUAAAGUGUUUCUAUAUUGUAUAGUAACAUAUUUUUUUAGUCGCUGAUGCAGCACAAUUAGAAUAACAAUGAAAUUCAAGUUUCUUAAGUUACUAGUCAUAAAUUGAUAUUAUAAAUAUAUACUGAUGUAUUUACCGAUAUAUAUAUCGAUAUAUUUACACUGACUCAUAAUUGUGAUGAAUACUCAUAAAAUACUCAUAAAAUACUAAAGAAAUUUAAUGUAAAAAAUAUUCUCUUAAGAAAUCUGGAGACAUGGUAGUCUCGCCGCCAAGCCAAGCAGUGACAUUACCGUAUUUCCUUACGCGAACCGAUGAUAUUAAUAAACGUUGAUU
Messenger RNA from Trachymyrmex cornetzi, 2410 nucleotides. RefSeq names its product group XV phospholipase A2. Bases 286 to 1512 code for a protein of 408 amino acids. NCBI's taxonomy places the organism in Eukaryota, Metazoa, Arthropoda, Insecta, Hymenoptera, Formicidae. Gene Ontology annotation, biological process: lipid metabolic process. The record is from RefSeq and is a predicted model, not a curated record. The transcript has 7 exons.